Epinephelus fuscoguttatus (brown-marbled grouper) is the source of this 9564-nucleotide messenger RNA. Its product is annotated as polycomb group RING finger protein 3. Gene Ontology annotation, biological process: regulation of transcription by RNA polymerase II. Bases 216 to 965 code for a protein of 249 amino acids. Gene Ontology annotation, cellular component: PRC1 complex. The record is from RefSeq and is a predicted model, not a curated record. NCBI's taxonomy places the organism in Eukaryota, Metazoa, Chordata, Actinopteri, Perciformes, Serranidae. The transcript has 10 exons.
AGGAGUGUUGUUUCGGCCUGUUCCGCGGCCGCUCGGUCAUUUUCGCCUCUUUGUUGUACUGAUAGUGGAUUUAACUCGGAUUCAACCCAAUAUCCAGCGGACCGUGCUGCUCCCAAACAGGCUCUGAUGAGAGGCUCUUCAUGAUGAGGAGCUAACACUGACGGCCGCACAACCGCAGGAAGAGACGUGGCCGCUGCACCAUCCACAGUCGACGCAUGGCGGUAUUAGGGAACCCCGACAUGCUGACGAGGAAGAUAAAGCUGUGUCACAUCAACGCCCACAUCACAUGUCGUCUGUGUGAUGGCUACCUGAUUGACGCCACCACUGUCACAGAGUGCUUACACACCUUCUGUAGAAGCUGCCUAGUGAAGUAUCUGGAGGAAAACAACACGUGCCCCACGUGUAGGAUUGUUAUUCAUCAGAGCCAUCCACUGCAGUAUAUCGGCCAUGACAGAACAAUGCAAGACAUUGUCUACAAGUUGGUACCGGGACUUCAAGAGGCGGAGAUAAAGAAGCAGCGGGAGUUCUAUCAGAAGUUGGGGAUGGAGGUGCCUGGAGACAUUAAAGGAGAGCUGUGCAACAUGAAGACUCAUCUAGAUCAACGCAAUGGCGACGCAAAAUCAGAGGAGACAGCCAAUAAGGAGGCAGGAGAGGAGAAACCAGAAGAGGACAAUGACUAUCACCGUAGCGACGAGCAGGUCAGCAUCUGCUUGGAGUGCAACAGCAGCAAGCUCCGAGGCCUGAAGCGCAAGUGGAUCCGCUGUUCAGCACAAGCCACAGUCCUCCACCUCAAGAAGUUCAUCGCCAAAAAGCUUAACCUGACAUCAUUUAAUGAGCUGGACAUUUUAUGCAACGAGGAAAUCUUGGGAAAGGACCACACUUUGAAAUUUGUUGUUGUGACAAGAUGGAGAUUUAAGAAAUCCCCCCUCCUGCUCCAUUACAGACCCAAGAUGGAUCUGCUGUAGCUAAAACGGACACAACGGUUGUUUUUCUUUUUUUGGGGGCCCAGUGGCCGCGGACUGUGCCGAAACCUUUUUAUUUAUGCAAAGACUAUCAACCAACACCAAGCAAACACCCGACGGUAACAGUCAACACAAGCCAGCAAAUCGGGUUCUAAAGACGGGGGAGGGGGGGGCAACUACAACAAAAACUGGCAACCUCCAGCACAGAUACUGCGACACUGGUGUGUUUUUAGGAACUAAAACAACCAUUUUUUUGUCCGCUACAUCCUAGAUAUGUGAACAAAACAAAACAGAAAAAAAAAAAAAAAAAACUAAUGGAGAGAAAGCAUAUAUUUAUACUUUUGUACAGAAGAGACACAUGGAACCAAGACACUACUGGUGCUCUGUUUACAAACAAGAUGUCGGGAAUCACGUCUUUUUGAGCUUCAUGCAGAUUUCAUCCUCCCGAGACAAUGACUGAGAGCAGAGGAGGACGUUUUUUUUUUAUAUAUAUAUAUAAAAAGGUGUUUUUUUUUCUUCAACAAUACACUCGACACGUCUUGGGAGCACAGAAAGUAUAUGGAAAAAGUUAUAUAACAACAGGCAUCAAUUUUAAGCUGUUUAUCAAGUAAAUUGUCUCUGAAUCUUUUUUUUUUUAAUUUUCAUUUUGUUGGCUUUGUCUAAUUUGCUAUUGGGUUCUUGAUGAUUGUCAAUUGUGAAUAGGCUAAAAAAUUUUGUGUAGUAAUUUAUGUUCUAUAUACCAAUAUUGUACAUAAAAUGUCAUUACAGAGAGAGAGAGAGAGACUGAAGAGAGUAAGAGAGACUUUAGACUGUUAAAAAAAGAGUGGAUCCCAGAAGUGCUAUCUAUAUGUUGGGCGAUAAGUGUCCGGAGGCGAUAAAUUAGGAUUUUUAAAGACAGACUCACUAUCAGUAUCAAAAUAUAUAGAUGCAUCUUUAUGUUGUCUGAGCAAGACACAAAACGAAUAUAUCAAAUCCUCUGCCAUUUGUGUGUACGUGGGGUCUGAGUAUGUUACAUUGCAUUACAUGACUUUAAGAAGAAAGCUUCCCCCGCCUCCCCAUGCUCCUCAUCUCACCUGCCUUCCAUGGAAUACAGUCAUAUUUGUCUUUUUUCGUUUGUUUUUGUUUGUUGGACAUCAUUUUGAACCAAUUCUGUCUUAACAAUAAUGCUACACAAAACACUCACGUUCAAAAAAUGCCUGCGAGACAUAAAAAUGCAAUAUCUGGGCAGAGAACUUGUUCAUGUUUAUAGAUUUUAAUCUCACACCACGCAGUCCUUAAUAUCCAUCCUCGUGUGUUUGCAGUGUUUCAGCAGCACCAGGCAGGCAAGUACUGAUACACCCACAUGUUUACAGCUUUGAGUUGAGCUGCGAGCAGCAGAUGUUGUUUGCACCCUGCACCCUGCAUACCAUGCAUUUUCCUCUGCUACAUUUUCACUCCAGAGCCAACCCAAACACCAGAAAAUAGUGUUGGCAUUGUGCAUAUAUGCAAAUCGAGGAUACAUUGCAUUUUCACGUUAUUAUGUAAAGUUACAUUUCAUCAACACUGGGAUUAAUGUGUGGACAGGUUUAGGCACCAAAACCACUUGGUUAUGGUUAGGGAAAGAUCAUGUCUUGGGUACUAUCUGGUUUUGGGGGCACAAACCAAACGGAAAACACAGCAAUGUCUUCGUGGCACUAUUUCUGCUGGAAAAACAGUGACGGUUGCUAAAAACACCACAACUGGGUGCUUUAAAGCCACUGGAAAAAGGGCCAAGAGCUACUAAAAAACAAUCACAUUUGAGGGUUAAAAAGCUGCAGGAAACGCAGUGACUGGUCCCCAAAAACACCCAUGGUUGGAGGCUAAGAAACUGCAACAAGCACAGCAUUGGUUCCUGAAAAAGCACCAAUGUUUGGGGGCUAAAAAGCUGUUGGUAAAACGGCCUUCUGUCACUAAAAACACCUUUGUUUGGGGGUUUGAGAGCUGCAGGAAACACAACAACAGAUCCCUAAAUAACACCUACGUCUGGGGGCUAAAAAUAUGCAGGACACCUAACAAUUGUUCCCUAAAGCACCCAUGUUUGGGGGCUGAAAUACGUUCGAAAAACAGCCUUGGGUCCUUAAAAUACACCUUAGUUUGGGGACUAAAAAGCUGCUGGAAACACAGCAAUUACUUGCUAAAAAUCAACUGGUUCAGUAGUCUGCAGCUCAGCAGGCAUUGCACCUAGGUGACAUGCCCUCCACCUUUUGAUGACAAAGUCAGCUCAUAUAUUUCACCAACACUUAGAUUAAUGUGUGGUUAGGUUUAGGCACCAAAACCACUUGGUUAUGGUUAGGGAAAGAUCAUGUUUUGGCUUAGAAUAUCCGGUUUUGGGGGCACAAUCCCCACUGGAAACAUAGUGAUGUCUUGGUAAAAACAACCUAUUUUUCAUGGCACAAACCCUGCUGGAAAAACAGUGACAGGUCACUAAAAAACACACCGACUGGGGGCUAUAAAGCAGCAUGACAAAGAGCCAAGAGUUGCUUAAAAUCAAUGACACUUGGGGGCUAAAAAGCUGCAGGAAACACCAGUGGUUCCCAAAAAAGCAUCCAUGUGUUAGGGCUAAAAAGACAUUGGAAAAAACAGCCUUGGGAUGCUAAAAAUACCCACGUUUGGAGGCUAAAAAUCUGCAGGACACAAAGCAAUUGCUCCCUGAAACAACCAACAUUUAGGAUGAUAAAGUCAGCUUAUACGUCACUUUAGAAACGUUGAUAUGAUACGUAUGAAACAUGUAAAUGCAAUGUAUUCAUGGUUUGCAGAAACGUACAAUGUCAACGUUUUCCUCUGGUGACUGGACCGGCAAAACUCUGUCAAAGCUGCAACACAAUAGAUUUUUCUAACUUGUAAAUUACGCACCAGUCUCGUUUGUCUUAACAGCCUCAAUGACAAAGUGAGGCUGUAACAGAGUUGAGCAUCUUAAGCUAACUCUGACGUUAAGUUUGGACAUUUUCUCGCUCACAGGAAGUGAAUUUGAAAGUUAAGAGCAAAGUAUGGUAAACUGCGACUUUUCUCUUCAGAGCUGGACUUCCUCGGUAUGAAGCAUCACAGAUGGGCCGGCGUGAUAGACAUGAGUGCAGAGUAUUGACGUCACAUCGUUGUGUUUAUGGGGUAUUUUUCAGUUACUUCUCACUGCCAGUUGGAGUUGCAGACGUGCACAUUUGCACUGCGUUUAAGAAGAUUUCUGAAAGUCAAGUGGAUAAUGUUUCUGUCACAAAAUCCAUACAAAACUUGGAUUUUUUUUUUGCAGCCAGUGUUCAAUAUUGUUGACUUCACAAAAUGACACAAAUUUACGAGUAUUUUUGAGAAAUGACUCGCAAAUUCAGGUUUCGCACAGGGAGGGUUUUUGAGCAUUUUGAUAAUGAAAUUCUGAAUAAAAAUGACUACUGUUUGGUCAUUUGGUGCUUCUAAAUGUAUGUUUCUAACCCUGAGGAGGAUUGUUCCUCGGGAACGUGCUGUUCUUUAACCGUGUGACACAGCAAACCGAUGUUCUGUUCAACCACAAAAUGUCUUUACUCACAACAUUCAAACUGCUAAACUGUCUUUAACGUUACAACGACUGGAUCCCUGAACACCAUGUCAGACCUCAAGUAGUAUUACCUCACUGACCUGUCUGUAACUAAACAAUUAUUCACCCUUGCAUUGUAUCUGCCCACUACAAGCUGUUUUAUCAUGAGCAGGGUUCCUAUGCAUCAGAAGGCUCCAGAAGUCUGAAAAAAUAGUCAUUUGACAACUUUUGAGAUUGGAUAACAAGUCUGACACGUGUAAAACACAGACGUUUAUUGGAAAUCCUCUUAUCAUUCCCAGUAUUGUGCUAUGUUUGGAAAUGGAGACUUGUAUAGGAACCCUGCCUCGUAAGGACCUAUAUGACGUGUGUAUUAAAUAGACGUUUUUAUAGCCUACAGGUCUGUACCUAACCAGCUCAACCAAAACUCCUCCUGCAGUCUGUGAUAUCAUCUCUGCCUGUUUGAGUUUUCCUCUUAUGGUAACCUUUGUGUGUAAUCCAGCCGCCUGUCUAAAGAGUUCAUUGUUUUUGGUUUAAAUUCAUGGCAAGUGUGUUUAAUAUGCACCAGGUGCUUGGACCCCAGUGUACCUCCUGCUUGCAGGUCGAGGUGAAAAUCUGAUUACAGAAAUGUAAUUUGCAGCACAAAAAUCCUGCGUUUACAAUUUCUCUUCCCUUCUUAUUUCUGUAAUUAUCCUGUGAUCAUUGUGAUUGCACUCCUGCAGCAGCUAACAACUUUUUAAUGAACUAAGGCAGACCAAAAAAAAAAAAAAAAAAAUCAGAAUUUGGUGUUUAAAAAAAAAAAAUUAUGCUGAUCAACUCUUAAAAUGAUUAAAAACCAAGAACAAUGAGCCCUACCAGCUUGUCAGCUCCUGGAAGACUACUGUGUUCGAACUUGUUGCAAACCCCCACAACAAUAAUGUCCUAAUGUGCUGUUAUGUCUUUGUAAGUGCAGACUUGGUGUUUAAAGGCUUAUACGCAGGUUAUUCAUAGGAAUAAGGCAAAUGUCAGUAAAUUUAAAGACGUUCUGAGGCUGACGUCACAGUGAUCUGGUUUUACGUUGGUGAAAAUGCGGUUUGACUCUGAUAUCAGCCGCUACAAACUUCAGCUUCUGCUCUCCGCCUCAUCAUGUUCACGUGUCGUCACCUCGUGGCUCUGCAGUCUGUUGAUGAUGAAAUCUCUUCAGUGUACAUAAGCUUUUUCCUCAGGUGAUUAAGCUGUAAAACACCCAACACAAGGUGCUACGAUAACGGUGACUACAAACGCAAACAAAUGUUAUCAACACUUACAUUUCUGUAUUAUGCAGAGCACUGCAUACACUGUGUCGUACUGAUUAGAAGGACUGGCAUUGAAACAAAGGUUACAUCUAUACGUGUGUUCAUUUUUUUUUCUUUACACUGAGGUGGUUGCGUUCACACUGCUGCACUUUUGGGUUUCCCCCUCACAUCAGAUUAUUCCUCAUUGCUGUGAAGAGGAAAAUGUUGUGUAGUCCUUCUCUUUAUUCUGAAAUCCACAAAUAUAUCGAAUUAAAGUCCAACUGAUGACAAACGUAUGAAUAUUUUACCAAAAUGGUGAUCGUGACAAAACAGUUGCACAAGCAAAAACAAAGCUUUCUCAUCAGAACUCGUCCAACACCUACAAUUUUGUGCAAGGUAUCUUCCUGUGUCUGAUUUUUACGUUCUUGGAUGGCGAGUCAAUUUACACUUGUUACAUGUAUCGUGUCUUUUCAAAGUACACCUCCGUUUUCACAGGGAAUGCACAGUUUCUGCUCGGGACAUGUAUAGUCUUUAAAAAUAAAACGUACAAUGCAUCUAAAAACAGCUCGAUUUAACAUUUAUUUCCUUAAGUUUAGGCAACAAAAACACAUGGUUAGGUUCAGAAAACGAACAUGAUUUGGCUUAAAAUAAGUUGUUAGUCGUAGCGUGCUGCACAUACUAGCACACUGUGUGUUCUUAUUAAAAUAACUUGACACUGGAAACAAACAGCAGCUGAGCCAUAUCACAUCAUAACAAUGGCGUACAACACUUUUUGCAUUUGCCUAAAGGCUCAGUUGGUGGCACACUAUUAAAGAACAUGGGGGAUAGUUAAUUCGUUUUGAUGAGGCAUCUGCAGCCGGCCUUGGGUUGGAAUAUUUUUGGUACGAAAGCUAAAGAUAUGAGGCAGAAUAACAAUUCUGUAAUUAUUAAAAAAAAAAAGUCUGACCAUAAACAAAUGCUUACUAUUGGCAAACACUAAUAAAUAUUGGCUGCCAUCCAGUUAAGUGCACCUAAAAGUUCUUCAGAUCAUAGAGGCUAAAAAGAGCUCACCCAAAGAACACCUGAGCAGAAACCAUCCCUUUAUUUCGAGCGCUGUCUGCUGUAACCCUCCAGCAUCGCAGUAGUGACACCCCAUAGCUUUCAUGGUGGGCGGUUUCACACCUGUAAUCUUGGUUUGAAUCAAACUGAGAAGUCCGGACCGAACAAUAUAGGUAUCAAAGAGCUCUAAGAAUCCAUCAGCUCUGCAGGACUGAUUACUACCUGCGACUUUUCUGUCACCACCAGAGUGAAAUAUAUGAUUCAACCCAAAGAGCCGCAGUGUGAACGAAGCCUUUCACUUUGUCCGUGUUGAUUUUAAGAGUAUUGUUCCCAGAACCCUGUAAUCUGUGUGACAGAUGAGGAACCUGAUGGAAAGGGCGAUGCCGCAGUGACCGUCAGAUCUCUGGUGCUUCCUUUGGUGCUAACGACUCCUCGUUCAAACUUCAGACUAAGACAGCAAAGCACUGUGUCGCUCCCGUCGCCUUUUUUUUCUCCGCCACACGUCUUUGCUCUGAACUCGUCCGUGCUCGAGUCCUCGGGUGUCUUUUCUUGUCAGAGCUGUCUCGCUGUGCAGAUUCAGAAGGUGCUGGCUUCAUCCCUGCCUCUCCCGCCCCACCACCCAUCCCCUUUUGUCAUUGAUUUGUUGGGUUUGGUUUCCCCACUUGUCUGGGCUUGCUCUGGAAAACAAACAGAGGGGAUUUUAAGAAGUCAGAGUGUGACGGGGCUGAUGCUGUGAAAAACAAGAAAACUAGUGAGAAAUCGGGUGUGCUAGCUGCAAUUUCCUGCCUCUAAGAGAAACUCACACUUAUUAUAGGCUGUGCUGGUGAGGUGUUUGCACCUCCCAAAGUCAGAUUGAGACUUGACGAAAAAUGAAGAAUCACAUAAAGUUGAUUUUGUUCUUUUGAGCCUCUCAUCACCAGAGUGUGUGCAUACUGCAUCUUCAACCUCCUGCGCAGCAGAGAGAAGAGACGCUUUUUUAUCUGCACCAACAUUAAGACAUCAGCGCAGCUACGCUUGACUGCCAAACUGAGAGGCUUACAGGCGGCUUGACUCCGCCUCGCUGCAGACUGGGGUCAGUAUCGGCUGGUGAGGCCGUGAUCUGUCAGUUCUCGGCCUCAUCUUCUCUGCUUUGACCUUGAACACCUGUCAGCCCGUUCGUUAUCCCCUGCCAAGAUCUGUGCGAGGCUCAGGGGUGAGCUGUGUGAAAUGUUGAUUGGAGGCGCAGCUUCACGCGGACUGUCAGCACCAGUACAUCGUAGUGCACACCACCAAGUAAACAAUUUAUUCUUCUUUGUGCACGGACCCUGAACACAUCAUGUCUCAGAAGCUUGUGCUCUAAAGGCAGCAACAUUCAUUUCAAGCUUGUUGGCAGCAGAAUCAUUCCUGGCAACUUAAAAUGGCUCUUCUAUGCUCGCUCCGCUGUAAUAAGUAUCCACUCUGGGAGUGUGAUAGCUUUCUUUGUUGCCCAGCUCACACUCUCCCUUAUUUCUGAGUCCUCUGUAAAGUUCAGUAAUCUCACAGGCAGGCUUUGUGCGUGGCAGAGAAGGAGACCUCGAGGGUCACUCAGAUGGCCACAUGGACUAACACACACUCAAAAAACAUAUAUUAUUGUCUGGCCGGGGCGGCACUGCACUGCACCGCAGCGCUGCAGCUGAUGCCGCCUCUAAAAGGCUGCUGGGCUCUGAAAAGCAGCUCACUCAAGUGCACUGAAUCACGUCGCCGCGGGUGGUGCAGUUUGAGAGCAAAUGACUGGUUAAAUUAUGGAUUGUUACGCCACUUCAGGAUCGUGACUGUUGCUUUAAGAGAUUGUUCACUGGUGGCAGGAUCAGCUGAGUCCUCUUUCAAAGACACACUGGUUGAAAACGACUCCUCCUGUGUGUUCAACUGAUAAAGGUUGUUUCAGUAAUCGAUUACCAGACCUCACAGUGGCGCGCCCCCAUGAGCCAUAGCAGAUGUCAUCAAUUAAUCUGUCCAGUUUUUUUUUUUUUUUAAAUUAAUGUUAUUUAUUUAUGCUGAAAAAGUGACUUCUGCAGUAGAAUUUCUGACGUUGCUCAUUUUUUGCUCAAAAACAAAAAAAAUUGUAUUUCUCUCCUGUUUUUUUGCUGAACUGAUACAGAGCUCAUAAAAUGGCUUAAAUUAUGAAUUUCAAAUUGAAUUCCCUUUUUUGUAUUAUUCCAAGUGUGUUAAUGUCUCCGCAAUGCUCCGUCUGUGUAUAACAACACAUAGGUGUCUUCUUUUUUAGGUCAAGCGCAAAAAAAAAAAGAAAAGGACAAAAAAAGAAAUGUGAAUCUGGCAAUGUGGUUAUUGUUAUUGCAAGGAAGAUGUGCAAUAUACGGUUCUCAGAUGGUUCCAGGUUUCGGCGUAGAACUCCAAUAGUUGACUUUGUUUUUUCAUUUUUCCAGUCAGUUCCUCAGGUCACUAAAUGCCUUCUGGUCCUGAGGGUGACCAGGAAAUCUCAGAACAUACACUAAUGCACCCGAAAUACAAAACGACUGGAUUUUAUUUUAGUCUUGUCUCUCUCUCUUUUCUUUCCUCCCCGUUUUGUUUUCUGUGACAAUUUUCUCCUUUGUUUUUAUUUUCAGGUUAACCCAGGCACUUAUUCAGGUGUCCUUUUCCUUGCCUCCUUUUGUAUUAUUGUUAUUUAUUGCACAUGUAAUGAACUGGUUUCCAUUGCCACAUUGAAUUCAAGGAGUUUUGGGUCUAGAAUGGGGCUGGAAUUUCUUACGUACAAAACUACAGAAGCUUUUGUCAAAACCUAAGUGUGUAUUUCAUCAAUAAAUGCCUUUAAAAGUCA